Ilyonectria robusta is the source of this 480-nucleotide messenger RNA. RefSeq lists its product as uncharacterized. The coding region runs from base 13 to 294 and encodes 93 amino acids. The transcript has a single exon. The record is from RefSeq and is a predicted model, not a curated record. Lineage: Eukaryota; Fungi; Ascomycota; Sordariomycetes; Hypocreales; Nectriaceae.
CAAAAUGCAUUCAUGUUGAGACCGUACAGGAAGCUAGCAAACGACUCGCUAAAGCGGGCAAGGCUCUCGUGCAUGACUUGGAAGUGCAUCAUGUUGACUUCCAGAUCGGCCAUGGCGUCCGAAAGUUCCGCGAAGGCCGGCUCGAAUGCGUUCAGGGGGAAUGGGGCAUCGCCAUCGCCGGCGCUCCGAGCCGAGUCGCGAAAAGAGGAGCGCGAUGAGGGCCGGAGCGGGGUGGUAGGACGCGACGUGCGCGAACGGGAGUUGGAGCGCUGGCGGUCGCCAGACAUUGUGUGAGCGAGGGCAAUUCGGUAUGUGGAGUCUUUGUUGUCGAUGUUUUUGUGACGCUGCCGUUCUCGAUGAUCGGUGGGUUGUCCGGCAAUCGAGUGGAGUUGUGGUUGUAUAGGAAUUUACUGCACGAGGUUUUGAUGUAGGUACUGAACGUCAACAACCACACAAUCAAAGGCGGUGGUUUGGGUUCUG